UCUGUGUCACUGAUUUAGAUUGAUGUAAAUUAUAAACAAUAUUGAAAGUAAUUUAUAAAUUUAAAAACCUACCUAACUUAUUGUACUCGAAACUACUCUGUCAACAAAUAGCUAUUAAAUAAAAUCUAAGGAAUAUUAUUUAUGAAAACAGCCUAGUGUAUUGUUUAUUCAAAGAAAGCUAGAUAACCUAAAUUCCAAUUAGACAUACGUAAACAUAACCUUAACCGGAACAUUGUUUUGAAAUUUGAAAUCAUGCCUCCGAAAAAGCAACCUGAAAAAGGCAAUAAAGGUGCAAGCGGUAAAGGUGGUGGAAAAUCUAGCGGUGAUGCUAAAGAAUCGGCUGCAAAAGAAAAGAAAGGAGGCACAGCUGUCAAAGUACGUCAUAUUUUGUGCGAAAAGCAGUCAAAAUGUUUGGAGGCAUUAGAAAAAUUGAAAGCUGGACAGAAGUUUCCUGAUGUAGCGGCGGCAUACAGCGAGGAUAAGGCAAGGCAAGGAGGCGACUUAGGUUGGAUGACUCGAGGUUCCAUGGUGGGCCCAUUUCAAGAUGCAGCAUUUGCCUUGCCAAUAUCCUCAGUAACCAGUCCGGUGUACACUGAUCCACCAAUUAAAACUAAAUUUGGAUAUCAUAUUAUUAUGGUAGAGGGUAAAAAAUGAGUGACUCAGUGUUUGAAUUUGAGUAUUUCUGGGCAAUACUUCUGCUGUUUAUCAUGGAAAGGAUAUGUUGUCUACAAGAGCAGUUUGAUAAAGAUUUUUCCAUAUUGCCUGAGCCUCAAACAUCUGAUGAGUCCUUUAAUUCCAAUAUGGAAGAUUUUGCAAAUAGAGAGUAAGCCCAGUUUAUUAUUUUUUACAGAAAUAAUUUAUAGUGAUGUAAGUAUUUAUCAAAGGUGGUUUUUUUAUCUCAACCAUGACCCAUAUUUUGGGUUCAUAUUAAUAAUUGGGUUGGUAUUAAAUAUAUUACAAUGGAGUAGAUAUGUUAUUGGCCCAUGCAUACAUAACUGAAAAGCAUCACACGGGUCCCUUUUUCUAGUCCAUGUUGCCCAGGGCAGCAAGUGUGACAUUGUGUGAUAAACACUCUGCCAAUUGUGCAUAAUUAAGUGUUAAUUUGGGCCUGUUGUAUGUAGACUCAUAAUUAACAAACAUUAGCUGUAUUUUGUUUAAUUGAAAACUUUGUGUGCAUUGAACACAUUGUUUGAGGGUAUCAAUUGAGACCAAGCUGUUAUGGGUAAAGUCAGCUUAGGUCAACUAAUGGAGUGUGAUUUGUAUAUGACAUCAUCAUCAUCAAUUAGUUCCACUCAAAGACUUAGAAUAUACUAGUCUAUAGACAACCUGACAGCCUGAUAAUGUGUGACCAAUUUUGAUUUGCCUGUGCGUGAGUUAGUGGCUUAAUAUUCAAAAUAAUGAGGAGCUAAUACCAAGUGUGUCUGACUGUUUACAAAAACUUGUCAAUCAAUAUUGGUAACAGUUACCAUAGAUUCACUUUCCUUUUAUAUCUUGCUGUAUCUCUGUUAGAGAUAUUCUCUCUCUCUCUCAUUCAUUAUUUGUCUAUUCGCUAGUAUAUUGUAAAAAGGCAUUUAUUUUCUCAAAAUUAAUUCCUUUAGAAUUGUUUUUGAUGUAAGUGUAUAUUUCGACCCAUGAUAAAUAAUCCUUCAAAUAUUCUAUUUUAUUUAUUUAUAAGCAAUUUGAUAAUAUUUAACAGAAUAUUCUCCUUUUUUUGUAAUUUGUUUUCACAUGAAUUAAAAUAAAAAAUCAAGUUGCUUCUUAGAUGAUUGUUAACAUAAUUUUAUGGGAAUCUUGUGUCUCAUUAACUAAAUUGGCAUAAAUACUUAGUAGUUCUGAUUUAUACACCAAAAUGUGAAAAAAACACUUCUUUUCGUUUCAUUUAUCAAUGGUUAUUUUUACAAUUAUUGUAUUAUACAUCAUAAACUUAUACAUUUUAAUUUCAUAGUAUGUAGAUAUAAAUAUAAUGAUUGAGAAAAAUAUGUACUUAAUAGUUUUUUAUAUUUGACCAUCAUUUUCUACCUGGUAAACUCCAUUAACCAAUAUGUAUAUAAUUUUCCUCUCAAAUAUUUUAUUAUAUUUAUUAAUUGUUGUUGCAGUGUUGGAUUAAAACUAAGUUUCUUACGGCUGUAUCGCUUAAUGCAUAUAACAAUGCUACUUACUCUAGUAUACUUUUGCAAUAUCUGUCUCUGGUUUAUUAUGAUCAAGAAAAUUCCGGCAAGUUCUUUUAAAUACCGAUUUAAAUUGCUUCUCCCAUCAAAUUAGAUUGAUAAAUAAAAUAUUUUUUUAA
Molecule: messenger RNA, 2287 nt
Organism: Leptidea sinapis
Lineage: Eukaryota; Metazoa; Arthropoda; Insecta; Lepidoptera; Pieridae
Product: peptidyl-prolyl cis-trans isomerase NIMA-interacting 4
Exons: 2
Coding region: 253-654 (133 amino acids)
Biological process (GO): rRNA processing
Molecular function (GO): peptidyl-prolyl cis-trans isomerase activity; DNA binding
Source: RefSeq, a predicted model, not a curated record